AUGUCAGACUCUGCUGCAGAAACCCCCGAAGUUGAAAUGAAGGACAUUAAGGAGGAUUUAGAAGAAGAAGAAGAGAUACCUCAAACAGAAGAACAAGAGGAAGUGUCUAUGGCUGAAGAUGAUGCCGCUGAAAAUAAUGAUGUAGAAGACGAUAAACACGAAAAUAAUGAAGGCAAAAAUGACGAAGACAAAAAUGAUGAAGAUGAUAAAGUGGUGGACUUGGGUGAGAUCUCUAAAUCUAUCGAAGAGAAAGCUAGACAAUUUUUAGCCAAACAGACCAGACCAGUAAUCAUUCCCUCUUUUGCAGCGUGGUUUGACUUGAACAAAGUUCAUGAAAUUGAAAAAAGAUCAUUGCCAGAGUUUUUCACCAAUGGCUCGAGAUUCAAGACAGAGAGCAUUUACAAGAAUUACAGGGAUUUCAUGGUCAACACCUACAGAUUAAAUCCGAUUGAAUAUUUGACAGUGACUGCUUGCAGAAGAAAUUUGGCGGGGGAUGUGGCUUCAAUAAUAAGGGUUCAUGCCUUUCUUGAACAAUGGGGUAUCAUAAAUUAUCAAAUAGAUCCAAGAACUAAGCCCUCAUUACCAGGCCCUCAAUUCACCGGCCAUUUCCAAGUUUCUUUGGAUACCCCUAUGGGCAUCCAGCCUUUUAUUCCAUUAGAUCCUACGGAAAAAGUCAUUAAAAAAUCAACUGGAUCAGCAUAUGCCCAGCUUGGCAGUGAUGAUUCUACACAAGAGAAGAAUAAAGAUGAUGGUGGUUUAUCAAUCCCAUUGAAUUUAGAAAUAAGAAAAGACAUUUUUGACUCUUCAGAAGAUGCGUUGUUGUUGAGAGAAAAGGAAAGAUUACAAUUGACUAAUAACGGUAAUAAAAUUUAUAUAUGUAGCACUUGUGGCAAUGACUCGACUGAAGUCCGUUAUCAUAAUUUGAGAUCUAAGGCAUCUAUUUGUGUUUCAUGCUUUGAAUCUGGUCAUUUCCCGUCCAAUUUCCACGCUGCAGAUUUUAUUAAAAUGAUUCAUAAGAAGACAUUGACUAAUACGGGUGGUUGGAGUGAGCAAGAAACCUUAUUGUUACUCGAGGGCAUUGAAAUGUUCAAUGAAGAUUGGGAUAAGGUUGCUAAUCACGUUGCCACAAGAAACAAAAGACAGUGUAUUGCAAAGUUCUUACAAUUACCGAUUGAGGAUAAGUAUUUAAACAAAAAUAUUUCAAAGAAACUUUUGAAAGGACCUAAAAUUGUCAGCAAGGGAGAUAGUAUCUUUAAGCAUAAAGAAACCGAUGCUGUGCUACAUACUAUAAGCUUUUUGCUUGAUAAACUUGAUCCAGAAUUAGCAGCUACCACAACUAAAACUUUGCAAGAAGAGUUACUCAAGAAGAAUCUCAAUAUCAAUGAAAUGUCUAAAUCAUCGGACUCAACCAUUAUGGGGGAAGCUGAUGAGGAAAUUAUGAAGGCUGCAAAGGCUGCAUUUGGCGUAAUGAAUUCUAAUUCUAUAUUCGAACAAUUGAAAGAACUAAAACAGCAGCAAAAGAUUCUUAAUCAAAUUGCUGCAUUGCAGUUGAAGAAGGUGGACUUGAAACUCAAAUCUCUUAAUCAGUAUGAAAAAAUUAUUCACAAUGAAAAAACUGAAUUGGAGAAUGAGAAGAAGAAAUUGCUUAUGGAUAGAUUAUCAUUUAGACGUCAAUCAUCUAUGGUGAAGGAUAAGGUUACUAAUGCAAUCCAGUUGGUUGCUGGUACAAAUGGUGAAGUAAGUCAAGAAACAAUUGCUAAAUCAAAUAGUCUUUUAACUGAGGCUAUGGACGAAGUUAAAAAGCCAAGCAGAGUGGUUGUUUUGGACAAUGUUCAAGAAGCGGGUGGUGAAAUUGAUGCAAUCGACAACGAUGCUGGUGUGGAAGAUGAUGAUGACGAUGAUAGCAAAGAGAAUUCAGCUAUUGAUGCUAAGAUGAACCCUCUUUCUUUAGAUAAACCACAACUAUUCACGGUUUGGGAAAGUUAA
Saccharomycopsis crataegensis is the source of this 1986-nucleotide messenger RNA. RefSeq names its product Rsc8p (gene RSC8). The coding region runs from base 1 to 1986 and encodes 661 amino acids. Gene Ontology annotation, cellular component: SWI/SNF complex. Gene Ontology annotation, molecular function: zinc ion binding; histone binding; DNA binding. The record is from RefSeq and is a predicted model, not a curated record. NCBI's taxonomy places the organism in Eukaryota, Fungi, Ascomycota, Saccharomycetes, Ascoideales, Saccharomycopsidaceae. Gene Ontology annotation, biological process: positive regulation of DNA-templated transcription. The transcript has a single exon.